AUGUACUUUGCAUCUUCGUCCGCACCCGCGCUCACGCCCCUGGGCGUGCGCCUCCUCGCGCUCUCGCGCAACAAGCUCACCGGCAUGGACUGCGACAACGCCGGUAUGCUCCACCGUUCCGUCAUCGUCCGUGAGGCCGUCCGCUCUGCUUGGGCUUCCAUCGAAGACGGCUCGUCCUCUUCGGACCUGACCAACUGGCGCGCCCCCACCGCCCUCGGCCUCGCUACUCUCUCGGAAGAGGACGAGGACGAGGACGAGUACAACCAGGCCGACGCCGAGGCCCGCUACCUCGACGACGUGCUCUCGACCCUCGGUAACGACGACGACGAAGCCGACCUCGCCUGGGCCGAGACUACUGUCUCGCGCCCCGCCGCCGACGACUUUGAGUCGGACGAGACCUUCCAGGCCUUCACCCUGCCCUCUGUCCAGGUCCUCUCCGCUGCCGACGCCAUCGACACUGAGGACUACUACGACAGCUCGUACAGCACCCACAGCACCUACCGCACCGGUGUGACUGUCAUUGAGGCUGCCUACGACUCCGACUCCGACUAUGACGAGGACGAGUACGCCGAAAUGUCCGCCUCGUGGGUCGAGCUCGACAGCGACAACCACGCCAUCGACCCCCUCGCCGUCUCCCAGGAGCUCGAGGAGGUAGUCACCCCUCCCAUGUACUAUGCCUCGCUCCCUCCCGAGCAGGCCAUGGCCGCCGAGCUCGCCCUCGCAGAGAUCGAGCACGCCGAGUUUGCCAACGCGAUUGCGUCGACUGCGUCGUCGGGCAGCCCGCCGCGUCUCGAAGUCCAUACUCCCAAGUCCGAGACGCCUCCUUUGGUGGCCGUCUUACACCACCAAGACCAAGAACCAGAACAAGAACCAGAACCAGAACGACAAGAACCACCCGAAACACAAAACACCAAAAGCAGCGGCCUCCGGCCUGUCCCAUUCAAGUUUGCGUCGUACAGCGCCUUCUUCGUGGAACAGGCCAUGGACGAGUACGACUAUGACUUUGACGCCGCCCCGCCGUCGUUACAGCCGUGUACUGGCUGUGACGACGACGAGGAAGAGGACGACGAGGAAUGUGUCUGCAAGACCCCGCCGCCCGAAACAGAGUCGCUCAACGAGUUGUCGUCUCUAGGACGAGGAGUAGGGAAGACGAACUGGGCCGUCAACGACGUGGCAUGGGGCCUGGGGUUGACGGUGCCGCCAUGA
Messenger RNA from Apiotrichum porosum, 1206 nucleotides. RefSeq lists its product as uncharacterized. The transcript has a single exon. Bases 1 to 1206 code for a protein of 401 amino acids. The record is from RefSeq and is a predicted model, not a curated record. NCBI's taxonomy places the organism in Eukaryota, Fungi, Basidiomycota, Tremellomycetes, Trichosporonales, Trichosporonaceae.